AUGCCAGACGAUAUCAAAAAUAAAUCGGAUGAGUCGCAUCAAACUGAAUUAAAAGCUCUGCGAUCUCUACGAGCUGUCAUUCUUGGACAGCAAACAAAAGCCAAAAACUAUUUGUCCGCCAAUUUGAGUUCUCUUAAUCGCUUUCAGGUUGAAACCAAAUUGCAGAUGCUUGAAACCCAGAACAUCAACUUCGAGAAAGUGCAAUCCCAAAUUGAACGUCUUGAUGAAGAAGAACUUGCAAGCGGUAAAAGAGAUGCAUUCGAAGAAACGUAUUACAUUUUGCGGUCAGAUAUGCUCCAACAUCUGGACACUUUUUCGGCACCGAAUAGCACCAUCGCACCCAACAACAACACCAUUUCACAUAAACCUCGCUUGAAUUUGCAAAAGUUGGCACUCCCAUCAUUCUCUGGAUCGUAUACAAAAUGGAUGGAUUUCUCAGAUAUGUUCAACUCGCUCAUCCACAAUAACAAAGACCUCACAAACAUCGAGAGGUUCCAGUAUCUCCGAUCAUGCAUUCAUGGAGACGCUGCCAGAGUAAUUGAGUCUUUAGAAUGCACCAGCCAAAACUAUGAAAUUGCCCUCGAACUUCCCAAAUCUCGAUACGACAAUAAACGGUUUUUAUUUCAGGCACACAUCCAAGAAAUAUUCCAGUUGCACUCCAUAGCUAAACCAACUGUGGAAACUAUUCGUGGCAUGAUAGACACCAUCAAUGUCAACCUCCGAGCGCUCAAUUCAAUAGGCACAACAGAGCAAAUUGCUGAUGGAUUCUUGCUGCAUUUGAUAUUGUCAAAGUUUGACAACGAGUCCCAAGCCAAAUGGAGACGAAAUAUCAGCCAGAGAAGACCAGAAAGCGCUUAG
Messenger RNA from Episyrphus balteatus (marmalade hoverfly), 858 nucleotides. RefSeq lists its product as uncharacterized. NCBI's taxonomy places the organism in Eukaryota, Metazoa, Arthropoda, Insecta, Diptera, Syrphidae. The transcript has a single exon. The coding region runs from base 1 to 858 and encodes 285 amino acids. The record is from RefSeq and is a predicted model, not a curated record.